Messenger RNA from Epinephelus lanceolatus (giant grouper), 1454 nucleotides. It is a transcript of the gene nudt2, whose product is annotated as nudix (nucleoside diphosphate linked moiety X)-type motif 2. Gene Ontology annotation, biological process: AMP biosynthetic process; ATP biosynthetic process. Gene Ontology annotation, molecular function: bis(5'-nucleosyl)-tetraphosphatase (asymmetrical) activity. The record is from RefSeq and is a predicted model, not a curated record. Lineage: Eukaryota; Metazoa; Chordata; Actinopteri; Perciformes; Serranidae.
UAACAUCUGUCAAGUUUAAUAAGUAGCUUCUUGUCGAAACUGCAGUCCGUGUUGACAAAGGGAAUAACAGCCACCAUGUUCUGUACAGUGAGAACAGAAAGCAUAUUACACUGAGUUAACUCAUUCAGUCUGACAUCUGAUCUGUGCACAGAGGGAGAUGGCGCUGCGUGCUUGUGGCUUCAUAAUAUUUCGGCGUCUAGCCAGCUGCAUCCCUCCACCAGACAACAUCGAGUACCUCCUCUUGCAGACCUCUUAUGGGGAGCACCACUGGACCCCACCCAAAGGUCAUGUGGAUCCAGGUGAGGAUGACCUCACCACAGCUCUGAGAGAAACCAAAGAGGAGGCGGGGCUAGGGGCCGAGCAACUGCGGGUGAUUGAUGGCUUUUUGCGGGAGCUGCGCUACGAGGUGCGAGGUAGACCCAAAGAAGUGCUGUACUGGCUGGCCGAGCUGAGGGACCCAGGGACAGCUGUGACUUUGUCGGACGAGCACCAGGACUACCGCUGGGCCCGGCUGGAGGAAGCCUGCACUCUGGCACAAUACAAAGACCUGCAGGACACACUGAGAGCAGCACACAGACACCUGGAGGCUCAGCAGGACAAACAGUGAUGAAUCAGAAUUUGGACUGUGCAGACAGGAUGAUUAAAAAAGGGAAAGCUGCAGCUGGCACCUUGGACCCUCAGACGUUAGAGCACCUAAUGUGAAAGUGUGUCUGUGAAUUAUGUGAUUGAUGAUUUUGUCUCCGUCAGGUUCAAAUACUGUUAAAAUCUGUUUAAACUAGGGCUGCACAAUUAAUGGAAAUAAGAUUAGUUAAAAAAAGUGCAAUAUCCAAAUCGCAUUUUUUUGAUAAAGGGAAAAUGUGUCACAACAUACCAUUAUAAAUGACUCAUAGUGGUGCUACAGAGAUGCCCCUGCCUACAAAUCACAUUCCAGGCAUAGGGGAACAUGCUGGUUUGGUGGUACCGACCCCAGCAAAAACGACAUCAUCAUCAUUUUUUAUUUUUCAGUAAAAAUGAAAUGCAAAAAUUACCAUUUCCACUAGAAUUUCGACACAUAUCGCAGUUGUUUUUUUUGCAUGUUGUACAGCCCCAGUUUAAACACUUUGUCUCUGAUGUACGGUUUAAUGCAAGCCUGAGUAGAUUCCCUUCUCUCAAAACAAAGGUGAGAAUGGAGGGCAUGAAUCAAUGCUUGAAAACUGAUCUUAGUUACUGCACAAAAACAUGUACGAUACACUUUGUCUUUAAAAGACAUACAUGAAGAGAUGAAAACAAAAGAGAUUUUAAUGUAAACAAAAUAAAACACAAAAGUUAGUGAAGGAAAACUAAACAAGGAGAGUCCCACUGGAACUCAGUGGGGCAGUGUAAACCUUAAGAGGGGCAUAUGUUUACAUACAGUUUUUAUCUGUCUGUAAUCAGAAUUAAAUGUAUUAAAAACAAUAAAAAACAAGUUUGGUGUA